Molecule: messenger RNA, 710 nt
Organism: Bolinopsis microptera
Lineage: Eukaryota; Metazoa; Ctenophora; Tentaculata; Lobata; Bolinopsidae
Product: adenylate kinase isoenzyme 1-like
Exons: 4
Coding region: 13-588 (191 amino acids)
Biological process (GO): nucleobase-containing compound metabolic process
Cellular component (GO): cytoplasm
Molecular function (GO): nucleoside diphosphate kinase activity; ATP binding; AMP kinase activity
Source: RefSeq, a predicted model, not a curated record
CCCAGUAGGAUAAUGUCAGGCCCAAAGAUAUGUUUCGUUAUCGGAGGACCAGGGAGCGGCAAGGGUACCCAGUGUGAAAUGUUGGUUCAGAAGUUUGGUGUGGCUCACUUUUCAAGCGGGGAUCUUCUCCGAGCGGAGGUGGCGAGUGGAAGCGAGCGAGGCCAAAACCUCUCUGCUACCAUGGCUGAAGGAAAGCUGGUGAGCAUGGACGUGGUGAUACAGUUACUGAGGGAAGCUGUUGAUAAGAGCUUCGCUGAACAUCCUGAUAAGAUUAUACUCCUUGAUGGUUUCCCUCGGGAGAUCGAGCAGGCCACAAAAUUCGAGGAGAAGAUCUGUGCUGCUACAUACGUCCUCUCAUUCGAGUGCUCCCAAGAAGAGAUGACAAAACGCCUCCUCUCCCGGGCCCUGACAUCUGGUCGUGUGGAUGAUAACAUUGAGACGAUCAAGAAACGUCUUGUUACUUUUGAGACGGCUACAGCACCUGUGCUCGAACAUUACAAGGCUGCAGGACGGUUGGUCAAUGUGUCUGCCGAAGCUGACAAACAAACGAUAUUCGACAAUACCUGCAAAGGACUUGGACUUUGUUGAUUUCUAGUGGACUUUGAAAUUACCCGACUUAUAGGAAAUAGCACUUGCGACUCUUUGAACAUCUAUAAUUAACAUCAAGCUUUGGGAAAGUUAAUGUUGUCACCGAUUAUAUUAUAGUUAUU